Messenger RNA from Sipha flava (yellow sugarcane aphid), 1310 nucleotides. It is a transcript of the gene Zip48C, whose product is annotated as zinc transporter ZIP11. Gene Ontology annotation, cellular component: membrane. Gene Ontology annotation, biological process: zinc ion transmembrane transport. Bases 208 to 1203 code for a protein of 331 amino acids. The record is from RefSeq and is a predicted model, not a curated record. Lineage: Eukaryota; Metazoa; Arthropoda; Insecta; Hemiptera; Aphididae. Gene Ontology annotation, molecular function: zinc ion transmembrane transporter activity. The transcript has 7 exons.
UAUCGUGCUUGUUAUUUGUUAUGUAAACACACGGUAUUAUAUGGAGCGUAUAUUUCCCGUCACGAAAAUGACAGCUCAAACAUACUGUUCGCAUGUUUCGUCUAAACUGUUUGAUUUGUCACACCAAUGAGUUGAUAACAGUGUUCGUUUUCCGACAACAGUGUUAGUGUCGAUUAGACGGCGCCAAAUCCAUCACAAGAUUGAACAAUGUUACCGAAUUUCAGUCCGGUUGUCCAGACCCUUUUUGGGACAUUGUUCACGUGGGGUUUAACGGCCAUUGGGUCUAGCCUAAUACUAGUGUUUAGCGGCACACAAAGGAAGCUGCUGGAUGGUAGUUUGGGGUUUUCAAGUGGCGUUAUGAUAGCUGCCUCAUAUUGGUCGCUGUUAGCGCCUGCAAUCGAACUUGCUGCGCAAGACAGUGCUUACGGGGAAAAUGGGCAGUUUUCCUUUGUACCAGCGAUGGUCGGCUUUUUGUUUGGCGCUUUUUUCGUUUACUUGUCAGAUGUAAUUAUAUCUUCAUAUGAAAUUGAUGUACUUAAUUUAUUAAUACCAGAAGCAAAUCAGUGUUCAAAAAAGAAGUUUAAAUGUGAUACCAAUACAGAUAGCUUAUAUCUUAGAAAUAACCAACAGUCAAUUGGAAUAAACAAUGUGAUAUCAGAAGCUCGUCAACGUUGUUAUAAAUCUACUCAUCCACCCCCAGAAUAUACAGAAAUAGAAUGCGAUAAUGAAGUUAAAGCAUGCAGUUGGAAACGUAUACUUUUACUUAUAAUUGCUAUUACUGUGCAUAAUAUUCCUGAAGGUUUAGCUGUUGGAAUAGCUUUUGGGGCAGUUGAUUCUUCUCCAUCUUCUACUUUUAAUAGUGCCAGGAAUUUGGCCAUGGGAAUCGGCAUUCAAAACUUUCCGGAAGGACUAGCCGUCAGCUUACCUCUUCAAGCGGCUGGAUGUUCCAAGUGGAAAAGCUUUUGGUACGGACAACUAAGCGGCAUGGUGGAGCCGAUCGCAGGACUUGUGGGCAUAUUCGCCGUGUCCUUCGUCAAACCGUUGCUGCCUUACGCCUUGGCGUUCGCGGCAGGCGCGAUGAUCUACGUGGUCGUCAAUGACAUCAUACCGGAGUCGAAUUCCAGUGGUAACGGGAAGCUGGCCAGUUGGUGUUGCAUCAUAGGAUUCGUGUUGAUGAUGUCAUUGGAUGUGGGACUUGGUUGACUUCAUUAGGUAUUAACCGUCAUUUUUUCCUACACUGACCCAUAUAUUCAUAUAUUCUUAUUCGUUUAAGUAUCAGUAUGUAUAAUUCUUUUUUUUUUUUUUUUUUU